UCUAUUUACAGGAGUAUAAUGCCUGCAACCUUCGAUGGUCAGAUUACUAUUGAGAAGACACCCAGUUAUUUCGUGACAAAAGAAGUUCCGCGUCGAAUAUUUAAUAUGUCCAAGGAUAUCAAAUUAAUCGUUGUCAUUCGUGACCCCGUCACACGUGCGAUCUCGGACUACACGCAGACAGUUAGCAAACGGUUGCAGACGAAAACAUUCGAACAGAUGGCAUUCAUGAAUAACACGCGUAUUGUCGACACGUCAUGGGGUGCUAUCAAGAUUGGUGUGUACGCAAAACACACCGCCCAGUGGUUACAAUAUUUCAAUUUAUCUCAGAUACAUUUCGUUCACGGUGAACGGCUCAUAUCAGAUCCUGCCGGAGAAAUGGCAAAGCUUCAAGACUUUCUGGGUCUUGAACGAAUUAUUAAUGAAAAACAUUUCUAUUUUAAUGAAACCAAAGGAUUUCCUUGUCUCAAAAAGCAUGGUGGAAGUGGCCACCCACAUUGUUUGGGUAAGACAAAGGGUAGAACACAUCCAAAUAUAUCAGAACAAGUUUUGCAACGAUUGCGAGAUUUCUAUAGACCGUUUAAUACGAAAUUCUUUCAACUAAUCCGUAAAGAUUUUCAUUGGCCCUAAUUAUUUGGUUUAUGCUGUAACGUAUAAACAGCCGGAAAGGCAAAUAUAAGCAAGGUUUAUUAUAAAUAUAUAUAUAUAUAUAUAUUAUAUAUAGGCGACGAUUAUCUGCCAUUCAUAUAUCCAGUAUUCAGUUCCCUCUUUCACUCCACGUCUCUCUCUCCGCGCUCGCACGCACACACACGCACGUACAUGCACACGCACACGCACACACAUACACAUCAACACAUACACCACAUCACACACGUACACACGCAUAUGUAGACACACACAUUUAUUAUUAGUUUUUUUUCAGUCAGCGUGAUCGUUCAUUUUGUUGCUGUUUCGUCCACAGCUAGUCAGAGUGAGUUGACCUUUGAAGAAAUAUAUCCCAGCUUUGAACAAAUCCCUUUAUUUCCAACACUGCAGUAUAUGCCAUAUCUAUCUUAUUAUUUUUUUGUUUUUGAAAAAAAUAAAAGAUAGUAAGGUGUGACAUAAACGAGAUUUUUGCUUCUAUGAGAUUUAGUCUUAAGAUAGCAAUUCCUACACCCCCCACACACAGACAAACACACGCACGCAUACACUUACACACAUACAAUCUCAAAUACUCAAUCACAAUCUCAUCGCUUUUACUAAAUUACACACACACGCAUAUAUAUAUAUAUAUAUAUUAUAUAUAU
This is a messenger RNA of Octopus sinensis (East Asian common octopus), 1283 nucleotides long. RefSeq names its product heparan sulfate glucosamine 3-O-sulfotransferase 3B1. The annotation marks the transcript as partial. The record is from RefSeq and is a predicted model, not a curated record. The transcript has a single exon. NCBI's taxonomy places the organism in Eukaryota, Metazoa, Mollusca, Cephalopoda, Octopoda, Octopodidae. Gene Ontology annotation, molecular function: [heparan sulfate]-glucosamine 3-sulfotransferase activity.